CAGGGGUUCACCAUGUUGGCCAGGCUAGUCUUGAACUCCUGACCUCAGGUGAUCUGCCUACCUCAGCCUCCCAGUGUGAGCCACCGCACCCAGCCUGGAUUGUUGAAUUCAAUGCUUGGGUCACCUCCAGAUUCAUUUUCACAGUCUUUCAUGUUUUGGUCAUAUUACAUUGUAUUUUGCUGCCAUAUGACUGAUCUCUUUUUGUUAAAUGUGAGAUACUCGUUAAAAAAUAUUUAGCAAUGAAUUGAGGCCUAGUGGCAUGUUAUCUUGCUGCAGAAGAGAUGGGAGUCUACUUCUGGGGGAUGGUCACGGGUCCUCCAUACAGGCUGCAAUUGAGGUCGUCGGUGCAGGCUCAGUCCCUACAAAGGCCAGGGUAUUUCCUGUCCACCUCUAUUCUGAUGCAUGACUCUUCUGGGUCUCAACCAGAGCCAGUGGACUUCAGUACGGGUCGCUUUCAUUGGCAGACCCUCAAUCCACUUGUUUUCCAUCUAAUCCCACGCAUGUGUGCAAAAGCUGCUGUGCUUCUUUGCAUCUCAGUAGUUCCUUCUGGAAUUCAGCAAUGAAACUCAGGGAAAUGGGUUCCAAAUGCGAGGCUGACUUUCGUCCUGGGUUUCCUUCUUCUCCAUCUUCACCUCAUGUCUGUUUACUGCCAUGUUAGCAAUUUGAUGUAUUCAAUCAUGGGUUUUAUAUUCUGUUUGGUGUCCCCCAUUGUUCUCAUCGGAGAUCAGAAGCUUCAGAUGCACUUAUGUCAACUCAAGAGUAGAAUGCUUCCUUAGCUUCCCUCCAGAGUCAGGUUUUGUGUUUCUAGUUCCCAAGUGGACAGCAGGAGUAGUGAUGUCCUCACUGGCUUCUCAUUUGCAUUAAGCUGUGAGCUUCUUUACCGUGGGGACAGGACCCUGCUCCCAUUGCAUUCUCAGCACCACACCACACACUCCUUGUUGGAGGCCACUCCAGACAGCAUGUGCUGAAGGAUGCCCUGUGGUCAGAAACAAGUUCAUUAACUUUCUCUUUGAAGUGUUUUCGCCCCUGUUUCCUAGCGUUCUGGGAAUUUUACACAUCCUUCCUAUAAAACCAAGUAUCAGGUGAGAUCCUUAGGAUCAGGACCAUGAAUCAAGUGGUGUGAGGGCAACACAGCAAACUUACCCUUUUUAGGCCAUUUCCUUUUUCUGCCCUCAAUGUCCGUGAAGUGAACCUUGUUAAAGUCAGUCAACACCAGGGUGGAUGGUUUGCCGUUGUCACCUAUUUUCAGGACAUAACACCCUGACUUAGGAGCCAUUCCGAUCAUUUCUAAUUCAAUAGAUGCGCCCAGCAUUCAGAUUGCCUUUUCUCUCAACCAGGAUCUUUAAAGUCGAUGACAAGAGUUCCAGUCCUGAAUCAUGGCAAAGUGCAGUAGUGAACUGCGGGGUUAAUGACACCAUAUUCUGGAAGGAUCUCUCUAUGGCUGAUGGUCUCAGUUCCGGCAUCAGCCUCUGACUGAGAAGCAGGUCUCACACAGGAAGAGUCAGAUGAGGAGCAAUCCUCUGCUUCCGAUGGAGUUAGUUGUGAUGAGUUGGUGAGGUCUGGUUUUUCACACUGAACUAAAAUGAUCUUUCGCUGUGUCAAGCACAAGACUGACCCCAGAGACACACAUAGUGCACCUCAUAGAAGCUUUUAAUAGUCUUUAUAUUUACUAAAGAAUAGGACUAACUAUGGAACUAUGAAGAUGAGCUGGAAAUGACAGGUGACUUGCCAGCAGGCCAGAGUGUGAUUUUUUUUGGUCCCUCAAUGGGAGGUGUCCAUUCUCCCUUCGGUUGUGAGAAUCAGUUGGUUCAUUUGUGGGAAGGUUGCAGGGGGGAUCUUUGAAUCACAGCCUUCAGAUGCCAGAAGGGCAGAGGGAAUCCCACAUGGACUGGUGGAUCAUGUGUGUGCAUUUCUCUCCCUUCUAACCUGAGGAAACUAAGCAUGAAAGAAUGUGAGCACGCAGAAAAGGAGAGGCAGGUAUCAGAGGCAGAGGAAAAUGGGAAAUUGGAUAUGAAAGAAAUACACACCUACAAGAAAAUGUUUCAACGUGCGCAAGAGUUGCGGCGGCGGGCAGAGGACUACCACAAAUGCAAAAUCCCCCCUUCUGCAAGAAAGCCUCUUUGCAACUGGGUAAGUUUGUUUGUUUUCCUUGCUUUUGAACAUAGUCUGCCAGGUCAGGACAUGGAUACAUUUUUCUCCCUACAGCUCUGUGCUCAAGCCCUGCAGAGGGAGAUGGCAGAGAGGAAGGCUGCCUACAGGCAUCACAGUCCCAUCCCUGUCAGAAUGGCGGCAGCGGAGCAUCGUCAUUCUUCAGGAUUGCCCUACUGGCUCUACCUCACAGCUGAAACUUUAAAAAACAGGAUGGGCCGCCAGCCACCUCCUCCAACUCAACAACAUUCUAUAACUGAUAACUCCCUGAGCCUCAAGACACCUCCUGAGUGUCUGCUCACUCCCCUUCCACCCUCAGUGGAUGAUAAUAUCAAGGAGUGUCCUCUUGCUCCUCUUCCACCCUCUCCUCUUCCACCCUCAGUGGAUGAUAAUCUGAAGGAAUGUCUCUUUGUCCCGCUUCCACCCUCUCCUCUUCCACCCUCAGUGGAUGAUAAUCUGAAGGAAUGUCUCUUUGUCCCGCUUCCACCCUCUCCUCUUCCACCCUCAGUGGAUGAUAAUCUCAAGACUCCUCCCUUAGCUACUCAGGAGGCCGAGGUGGAAAAACCACCCAAACCCAAGAGGUGGAGGGUGGAUGAGGUGGAACAAUCGCCCAAGCCCAAGAGGCAGAGGGAGGCCGAGGCACAACAAUUACCCAAACCCAAGAGGCGGAGGUUGAGUAAGCUGAGAACACGCCAUUGCACUCAAGCCUGGGCAAUAAGAAUAAAUCCGUAGGUCGAAAAAAAGAAAAAAAUCAAAAAACAAAACAAAACCCACGCUCCAAAAACAAACUAACGAAGAAUAAAUAAAUAAUAUAAAAAUAAAAUAAAUACUGCAGUCC
Messenger RNA from Homo sapiens (human), 2986 nucleotides. It is a transcript of the gene NPIPB9, whose product is annotated as nuclear pore complex interacting protein family member B9. The coding region runs from base 1942 to 2880 and encodes 312 amino acids. The transcript is spliced from 4 exons. NCBI's taxonomy places the organism in Eukaryota, Metazoa, Chordata, Mammalia, Primates, Hominidae. The record is from RefSeq and is a predicted model, not a curated record.